Messenger RNA from Schistosoma mattheei, 2846 nucleotides. The record is from the annotation of a GenBank genome assembly. Lineage: Eukaryota; Metazoa; Platyhelminthes; Trematoda; Strigeidida; Schistosomatidae.
GCUUUGUACAAGUUUGUUUAUCCCUGGCGGCAUAUUGAAUGUACUCAAAUGACUGGAAGUUUGUCUCGUUAUAACAUAUCUGUUGUCGAUGGCUUUGUUAGAGAAAGCACAACAUUCAGAGAAUUAAGCAGUAAUGCAAAAUGCAUACUGGCUGACAUACUUUCCAUAACAGACGGAGACUUGGCGAAAACAGCUUCAUAUCUGGACAGUCUCUUAAACAAAACUCAAAUGAAAAUAAAACUUCUUUCGAGUGGAAAUAUGAGUGACGAAGAAUUUUACACAGAACUUAUGAAGCUUAAAACUGAGCAGAAGGACACUGUCGACAUAAUUGAGAAGCUUUACUUCAGUUCUGGUAAAGUUGAUAUGGAACAAAACGAUGGUAAUUUUUCGGAAGAACUUAAUGAUAAAGAUGUGUCAAAGGAUUUACCGAGCAAUCAGCUUAAUGACUCCGAGAGUGUAUAUUGCAUCUGUAAUCAAAGUAGUCAUUUACAUCAAGAAGAACCUAAAUCUAGAUGUACUGAAAAGAAUUUUGAAUUUUCUAGAUCGAGAGAAUGCAAUGUGCCGGAGACACAAAGCGAAGAAUGUGGGUGUUCAAAAAUUGAAAUUGAUGAAAACAAAACAACCACUGACAACCACCGCAGUAAAAAUUUUGUUUUUGAGUCUAGUCCAUCAGUCAAAUCUUGGAGACACCAUAUUACUGUACCGGAACCCUUUGAAAUGACAAAGCGAGAGGAAUCUUUAAAACGUAGCAAAAAUCUACAAAGUGAAAACAGGCGUUCACAACCUGCCACUGUUCAGGAUAAUGCUAAUAUGCACCUCGGCAGACCAUUUAAAGCUAAGCCAGUACCUUCACAUGUGUAUUUGCCAUUAUAUGAGAAAUUACUGGAAGAUACUACUCUUAGACGUGAAGCUGUCAGAGCGUAUCGCAAAGAAAUCUUAAAAUCAAUCGAAAAACCAUUUAACUUUACCAUUAGAGAGAACCUUAAAAAAGAGCAGAACGACUUCAGUCAGGAAAAGAUUAAGCAAGAAAUGAACUUCGGCGCUGACAAGAAACUUUCACAUUCUAAAGAUGAUGGACCUCCAGACCCUUUAAAUUUACCAUCACAGUUAUAUGAAAAAAGAUUUGAACGUAUGCAAGAGGAUUUACUUUUAAAACAAAUUAAACGUCACCUACGUGCCCAAAGACUAAUACAGUCGGCUUCUCUACCACCAGGUAUGGAGGAGCGACAACAUCGUAUGAAUCUGAGGAAGCAAGAAAGAAAAGCUAGAGAUAAAAGACUUAAUCGAAUUUCUGUUCUUGAUUUAGAUAAAUCAGAAACAGAACAAAGACAAUAUCAUUACUAUCAUCCAGCUCCGGAUUUUAAACAGUUACACUGGAAAUCUAAUAAAACACUUCGACGUUUAUGGAAGCCACCGCCAGAGCCAACUAGACCGAAAUCAUUUAAAUUACGAACAAGUGAACGUGCUAAUUCAGUUGAUCGUCGUUCAUUAGAAAUAAGUAAGAUGAAAAGGACGGAAGAAAAUAUUUCUCUGUCAAUUGUGAAACAACCAGUUUUAGAUUCUUCAAUUCCACCGGCCUUAUCAAGAUCAACUUUUCUUCGUGAGAAUUAUAUUAGAAAUUCACUGGCUAAAGCAGAUUUAGAUGCAAAAAGGAAAGAAGAAACAGAAUAUUUAAGAAGAAUGAAACAGAAAGAAGUGUCCAAUACAAUGAAAGAAACAUUAGGCGGACAAAUCAUAUCACCUAAACAACUUAUCAAUUCAAUUACUGAAGAGCGUAAACGUCAGUUAGUUCAAAAUGAUUUAACUCGUCAAGCAGAAUAUCAACGUGAAUUGAAUGCAAUUCAACAACGUGUUGCGUCUAAACCAUUGUUGUUAACAAGACAAAGUCAAAUUGUAGCUCGUAAACGUGCUGAAGCAAAAUUCGAUGCAUCUAUCCAAAAUGCUGGUUUAAAUUUAAAGGGAAUAAUUGAAAAAUGUCAUGAAACCAAUGAUAAAAAAACAACUGAUAAAAAAUCUACGACAAAAGUUUCUGUAGAAGCAUAUGACCCGAAAAAUCAUUUUGGUGACCUAGGAAACAACUAAAGCAAUAUGAAAUUGGCAUAUAUAUAAUUUUACAUUUUUACAGUAAACUUUUAUUGACCAUUUAAUUAUUCAUCUAAUCAUUAUUUAUGAAUUGUAUCCUUGUAACCAUGGACAGAUAGAAUUUAUGACUUAUAUUCAAUUUGAACAGUAUAACUAAUUUUAUGCAGAAUAUCAUUAUACAUUUUAUUUACCAAGAUUUUAUUUUGGUCCCAAUAAUCUUUCAUCAGUUUAAUGGGUUUUUAAAAUUUUCAGUCAUACAUUCACUCCUUUUGUGUCACAAAAAGCUUUUGAGGUUUAUUUAACUACUUGUAAGUAGGCAAAUUAGCAAGGUUUAAAUUGUGAACAUCAAAUUUAUCACAACCGGAAAUCUAUCAAGAUUUUUACUGUUAUCAUAGCGACUAAAUGGGAGAAUCUUGGAAAUUUUUUUAUAGAACUGUACUAUCCAGUGUGGGUGUUUUCAACAUCUGAAGUUUAUUUUUCUCUGCUGAAAUUGGCCAAAAAUAUGAUGUGAAAACCUAUCUGCAAGUGUUCGCCGUAGGUUUUCAAGUGCUUAAGAAAUGAAAACGACUUUAGUUUGAGAUAAAUUUAGAAAUAAGUAAUUUGAAUGUGUGAUCGUUUCUCGGAUUUUACUAAAAAAAAAUCUGUUAUAAAAUACUUUGUUCUCAUUGACAUCUGUUAAUCUACAUCCACAAUGGGUACUACUGUUUGUAAAUUUUUUCCUCUAUUUAGUUGUGUCAAAUAUACAGUUAUAUUAAUAUAUGACG